Molecule: messenger RNA, 2814 nt
Organism: Indicator indicator
Lineage: Eukaryota; Metazoa; Chordata; Aves; Piciformes; Indicatoridae
Gene: ENPEP
Product: glutamyl aminopeptidase
Exons: 20
Coding region: 1-2814 (937 amino acids)
Biological process (GO): peptide catabolic process; proteolysis
Cellular component (GO): cytoplasm
Molecular function (GO): zinc ion binding; metalloaminopeptidase activity; peptide binding
Source: RefSeq, a predicted model, not a curated record
AUGGAAGGCAUGGAUUUUGAGGAUAAGAAGUCCAAGAGGUACUGCAUGAAGACAAAGCAUGUGGCUAUCAUCUGUGGCGUUGUGGUGGUUGUAGGUCUUGCUGUGGGGCUUGGUGUGGGAUUGUCCAGACCAAAAUCUCAAGAACCUUCAGAGCAAACAGAUCAACCCACAGUGGAUUUGGGUCCCUGUCCUCCUAAAAAUGAUGAAACUGGAGAGUGGAGACAUUUUAGGCUACCCACUUAUGUCAAGCCUGUCCACUAUGAUCUGGAGAUGAAGCCUGAAAUGGAGAAAGACAUUUACACAGGGACAGUCAGCAUUCAUAUUGCUUUGGAACACUCUGUCAACGCCCUGUGGCUCCACCUGCGAGAGACCAAGAUUACAGAGAUGCCCACGCUCCAGAAAUCCUCAGGACAGCAGAUUGCUCUCAACGACUGCUUUGAGUACAAGGCACAAGAGUACAUAGUGAUGAAGGCAGAAACAGAGCUCUCUGUCACUGAUGAAAGUGAUCCCUAUAUACUCACCCUGAAGUUUCAAGGCUGGCUGAAUGGUUCCCUGGUUGGGUUUUAUAGGACCACCUACAAUGACAACGGAGAGAUCAAGAGCAUUGCAGCUACUGAUCAUGAGCCAACAGAUGCACGGAAAUCGUUUCCUUGCUUUGAUGAGCCAAACAAAAAGGCAACUUACAACAUAUCUAUCAUCCAUCAAGAUGCCUACAAAGCACUUUCUAACAUGCCAGUACAGCAAACUGAACAGCUGGAUGGUGGUUGGAUUCGGACAAUUUUUAAGAAGUCAGUCCCCAUGAGCACUUACUUGGUAUGCUUUGCAGUGCACCAGUUUACUUAUGUAGAGAAAACAUCUGCUAGUGGAAAACCGCUGAGAGUUUAUGCCCAGCCACUGCAAAUACACACGGCAGAAUACGCAGCAAAUGUAACAAAACUUGCAUUCGACUUCUUUGAAGAGUACUUUAAUAUGAGCUAUUCCCUUCCUAAGUUAGAUAAAAUAGCUAUCCCAGAUUUUGGGACAGGGGCUAUGGAGAACUGGGGGCUGAUCACAUACAGAGAAACAAACUUGCUGUAUGAUCCCAAUGAGUCAGCCACUUCCAACAAACAGAGAGUAGCUGCUGUGAUAGCUCAUGAGCUCGUUCAUCAGUGGUUUGGAAAUAUCGUGACCAUGGACUGGUGGGAUGACUUGUGGUUAAAUGAAGGAUUUGCCAGUUAUUUUGAGUACCUGGGAGCAAAUGCUUCAGAACCAGAUUGGCAAAUGCUUGAACAGGUUUUAACUGAUGAUGUGCUUCCUGUAAUGAAGGAUGACUCUUUGUUAUCUUCCCACCCAAUUGUAUCUGAAGUGUCAUCUCCAGCUGAAAUAACCUCUGUGUUUGAUGGGAUAUCCUACAGCAAGGGUGCAUCAAUCCUCAGAAUGAUUCGAGACUGGAUUACACCAGAACUCUUCCAGAAAGGCUGCCAGGCAUAUUUGAAGAAAUACCAUUUCCAGAAUGCCAAGACAGAACAGUUUUGGGAAGCUCUGGAAGAGGCAAGUAAUAAACCUGUGAAGGAAGUCAUGGACACAUGGACUAGGCAGAUGGGCUACCCUGUUUUGGAGAUGGGAAGUAAUUCGAUGUUCACACAGAAACGUUUUCUUUUGGAUCCCAAUGCAAAUGCUUCUCAUCCUCCUUCUGAUCUUGGUUACAAAUGGAACAUACCAGUGAAAUGGAGACUUGGGAGUACAACAAAUUAUCUUUUCUACAACAUAUCAAAUUCUGCAGGAAUUGAAAUACCUUCUUCUAGUGACAGUUUUGUGAAUGUUAAUCCAGACCACAUUGGAUUCUUCCGGGUGAAUUAUGAUAGUCAAAACUGGGACAGGUUAAGCAAUCUUCUGGUCAACAACCACGAAAGUCUUUCAGCUGCUGACCGUGCAGGGAUUUUAGAUGAUGCCUUUUCUUUAGCAAGACCUGGCCUUGUGAAUUACUCUGUUCCCCUGCAACUCACAAGAUACCUAACAAAAGAAACAGACUAUUUACCUUGGCACAGAGUUAUAUCAUCUGUAACUUACCUUGCAAACAUGCUGGAAGAUGAUCAAAAUCUCUAUCCCCAGUUUCAGAAAUAUUUUCGCCAGCAAGUAAAGCCUAUUGUGGAUCAGCUGCACUGGAAUGAUAAUGGAGACCAUUUGGAGAGGCUUCUUCGUGCAUCUGUUCUAGACUUUGCCUGCAGUAUGGAUGACCCAGAAUCUCUGAACAAUGCUUCUCUCCUUUUUGAGGACUGGCUGCAAGGAAAGAAUGUUUCUGUAAAUCUCCGACUCCUAGUGUAUCGCUAUGGGAUGCAGAACUCAGGCAAUGAGUCAUCAUGGAAUUACAUGUUCAAGAAAUACCAAGAGACAUCAUUAGCACAAGAAAAAGAAAAGCUGCUUUAUGGCCUGGCAUCAGUGAAGAACAUCACCCUUUUGGACAGGUAUCUGAAAUCUGUUACUAACACCAGCCUCAUCAAAAGCCAAGAUGUGUUCACAGUCCUGAGAUACAUCUCAUACAACACCUAUGGGAAAACAAUGGUCUGGGACUGGAUACGGCUUAACUGGCAGGACUUGGUUGACAGAUUCACUAUCAAUGACAGAAAUCUCGGUCGAUUAGUAACUAUUACUCAAAACUUCAACACAGAGCUCCAGCUUUGGCAGAUGGAAAAUUUCUUUGAGAAAUAUCCGAAUGCUGGGGCAGGAGAACUGCCCAGGAGUCAGUCAAUUGAGCAAGUGAAAACUAACAUUGAAUGGCUAAAAUUAAACAAGGAGGAAAUACAAAGAUGGCUAGAAGCAGAGCUGGGCCCUUAG